Molecule: messenger RNA, 489 nt
Organism: Blepharisma stoltei
Lineage: Eukaryota; Ciliophora; Heterotrichea; Heterotrichida; Blepharismidae
Source: the annotation of a GenBank genome assembly
AUGGUAAAUGCAGUCAGGCUGUAUUUGAUUGAAUGCGGGGGAUUUAUUUAUAAAAGCGAAAUUGAAGAUGAUACGGCGUGAAAAAUAGUAGCUGCAUCAGUAAUCAGUGAAAUUUGCCCAUGGCAAGUAUAUUGCUUAUAUAAUAAGGAGACAAUUUAUAAAAUCAUUUAUCUAAUAUUGCGAGACUUUUAAUUAAAUUUUUAUUGCUAGACUCAGUUAUUUAAUAAUUUAGAAUAGUUAAAAAAUUUUUUUGUUCGAUCGCGGUGGGUGAUUUUUUGGUCAAAAAUAAGGAUUUUUCCAAUAGUUUUGUUCACUAGCGAGGCAUAAAUGUUUAUUUCAAAGAUGGCAUCACUUGCUAAAAAAGAAAGACAAGGGUAUAUUGGGUGCAGAGAUCUGAAUGAAUAUUACAAAUUUAUCUGUUUAGCAAAAAUAUGGCUGCGAUUUUACACACCUCGCAGGGGAGCUGUUCACUUUUUUAAUUAUUGUUAA